Molecule: messenger RNA, 2959 nt
Organism: Lingula anatina
Lineage: Eukaryota; Metazoa; Brachiopoda; Lingulata; Lingulida; Lingulidae
Product: fibrous sheath-interacting protein 1
Source: RefSeq, a predicted model, not a curated record
UUAUCUGAUGGCAAGUUUGUACCCUUUUUCAUUCGUUGGAGAUUCCAAGAUGGCUUCUAAACAAAAAAGAAAAAGUUGAAGAUCAUUGGAGUUUUCUUUCCCAAGUGUAAAUUUAUGAUGAUUUCAGGCAAACCACGCUGUGAUGCUUGAAUAACACAAUAGAACUGCCAUGUCUAAAAAGAAGCCACCCCUUCACCUCACUGGUGAGAACACAAUGGACAUUGUACGCGGGAGCUUGGAUGAAAUCACCAGGACUUCCAGUUCUAAGAAGAGAGCAGGUAGCAGAGUCUCGUUGAAUAGUGCUUCAUCAGUUACCAGGAGAACUCCAGAUGUACAACAGUCUUUGGAAUAUCUGCCACCAGAGCAGCCAACUUUCAAAGAGUAUGACAUUGAAGUAGAGGAGUAUGACUCUGAUGAAGAUUCUUAUACUGACUACAGCGAACCUCUAAACUAUGAAAAUGAGCCACAGAAAAGACAAGAAAAUGAAAAUGCAAAACAGCUUGUUGCAGCAGAUUUAGGUAAAACACAGCACAAUUACCAAGAAGAAGAAAUCCCAAGUGAUGAAGAAAGGGACAUUAUUAAGCAGAUUAAAGAAGAAAUAAGAAGUCAGGUUAAGGAAGAAAUGAAGGAUGAAUUGGCACAAUACAGAAUCGAAGCUCCACCACCAAAGAAUGAAGAAGAUAAAGAAGACCUUGAAGAUUUAGAUCCAAAAAUUAAGGAAGCCAUUUUAAAAAUGAGAAAAUAUGAUAGAAUUUUAAAGAAGGUUACAAAGCGGGAAAAAACAGUCAAAAGACAAAGGAUUGCCCUCCAAAAACAGCUAAGAGAUGAACUCAAUGAACUUAAGGCAGAGGUGUCAGCAGACGGCAAAAGAGAGACAAAAGAUAUUUCAGUGAACACUGAAAAAUUCCUUGCUUUAGAACCACCUCCAAAGCACAAUGAAGGAGUGAUGGAAGAUUCUCCUCCCGUGAGCCCUGUCUUCCCCACCCAGGUGCUGGAUCAUGAGAGAGAGGGCAAGGCAUCAAAUACAGGAGCAGCAACGGGGACAUCAGCUGCUGCUGCCAGUCCAGGAUCUGAAAAUUCCCAGUCCAGUGGUAAGAAAGGCAAGAAAAAACCAGGAAAAGAAGAGUCAGGAGAUGAAAAAGCCAACAAAGAUUUCAUUAAAAGAAAUAUUGAGCUGGCGGGUGAUGCUGCUAACAUGAUAGCAAUGACAGAUGAUGAAAAGGAGAGACUGGAGCUUUUACUGGGGGAUCUGGAGACUUUGCCAGAACUUCCUGAAGAGGGUGAAGAGGCUGUUUCAGACAACCCUUUCCAAAUUGUUGUGCAACCAGGAGAUGGUUUUCUGCCUGGUAAUGAGGACAUGAAGGCACUGAAAGCCAUUGAUGAGAAGCUGAAAUCCCUUUUACCUUUUGAGGACUUUCAGUCAAUAUGUAGCAGCCCUAGAUCUCACACUCCACAACAGUCUUUUUUCACUCGAACUGGAAUCAUACAUUCAGUUGAUUUUGAUAACCUGGGUGAGAAGGCUUUGAAGGAAACAAAGGAGCACAGAGAGUUAACUCACAGACUUAAGGACAUUGAGAUAGAGUUGUCCAGACUUACAUCAGCUGUGGAUAGAGAGAUAUCUUCUCCUGCUUUGUCUGAGGAUCAGCUUCAAGACCUUUUAGACCAGUGUUCGCGCACUAUGUCAAGGGCCACGGCAGAGACAGAGUCAUUAAAUAACUCACCAAGGUCUGUGGUGUCUGCCAAAGAGAACCUGUUGGAAAAUCCACCCAAGUUACCAAAUGAUGUCCUCCAAAAACUACUGGAGGAGGCAAGGAGAGAGCAAGCAAGCAGGCAAGAAGGAACUGCUGGAGAUGGAGAAACAUAUCAAACGAAUGUAGAGCCCAUCACAGAUGAAGCUAUUCAAGAAUUAUUGCUCAACUCUAGAGCUACUUCACAAUCUACAGCAAGAUCUAGUAGCACUGCAAGAUCUAGCAGUUCAGACUCUGAUUCAGAUACUGAGAGGGAAGAGACUUUAAGUAGUGAAAACCAAAUGAACAGAGGCAGUUAUGUGCAAAAUUCCCAUCAACUAGACACUGAAGGGUCUGCCGGAAAUACUAAUUCUCAAGAAAACAAUACGGACAGUCACUGGAGUUAUAAUAAAUUGAGAAGUGAUAAAAACAAGAGCCAUAGACAUGUUUUGAAAAGCAGUUUCUCUGAGAGUGAUGCCACAUCGAAAGAUUCCUCUAAAACCAAUUCCAAACCAGCUGAUGGUAUGCUACCUAGACCACCAAGCAAGAAGAGAUCAGCCCAGUCAAGUAAAUCUAGAACAUAUUCCCCACAAAUGAACAGCAGUGAAAACUGAAUCACAACCUGUAACAUGUCCAUUUACUGACAGAGAGCUUUUGUUUGAUUCCAGUAGACUGCAAAGAUGCCUGCAAAUCUUAUACAUACGUGUAUAUAACCUUUGACAUCACAUUGAAAAAUUUAGAGUACAAGAAGCCAGUAACAUUUUAGAAGGCAUUGUUGGGAAUUGCAGCUUUUUACAUUACUUUGUAGUCGGAUCUUAGAGAAGAUGUACAGUACGUAUACUGUAUUGAAAUCUAAAGCUUUUUCGUGUGGCAUAUUGUGCCAAGCCUUGAAUUUUGUUGUGUCUGUUUUAUCUUUUCUGCAGUAGCAUAAUCUCAUGUCAAUGACAUGAAUUUAAUUAUCAGACAAAAUCCUGUCAUCAGUAUCAUGUUUUGUGAUAUCGUUAUGUUUAGGGACAUGACUAUGUUAUUGAGUUUAGAUGUAGAAAAACCUGGCUGGCAAAAGUAAUGCUGCAUAAUAAUGUUAACAACUUUGCUUGGUUUUUUUUUUUGGUGUAUUCCUAAGUUCUUGAUGCUUUUGUCAAUUGUAUACCACAGCAAAGCCAUAACCAUACAGAGCUUGGAAAAUAAUGAGGCAAUUAAAUGCCAGUUGCUACAUGUGAAGGGGGGGGGGG